This is a messenger RNA of Gigantopelta aegis, 2046 nucleotides long. RefSeq lists its product as uncharacterized. Bases 208 to 855 code for a protein of 215 amino acids. The transcript has 5 exons. The record is from RefSeq and is a predicted model, not a curated record. Lineage: Eukaryota; Metazoa; Mollusca; Gastropoda; Neomphalida; Peltospiridae.
UCCCCACUAAAGAUAAAUAUCGGCGAAACAUCCUGGAAAACCUUUUUGCGAUGAAUUUACUAAAAAUACUUCAUUACGAAUUUUGUCUUCUAAAAUAUGAUAUAAAAGGGAGUUAUGUGUCCCAUCACCAUACCAGUAUCUGGCUUUACGAAAACAUUUUAAAACAACUCUUCCGAAAUAUUUGUCGCGAAGAAGCUAGAGGCCGUGAUGUCUCUCGUCGAAUGGUUAGCGGCGUUGGCGUUGACGACGCUGUGUAGCGGACGGCCAGCUGCACACGACUCCGGGACAACGCAUUACUAUACUUUCUGGAGAGCAGUUAACAGCAGGCUGAUGCCAAGAGCUACGUCGCUACAAAACUCUGUCAGAAGUCUUAUUCUAGAUUAUUGCAGUCUUGAUGUUGCUAAAAGGAUGUAUGAUGAUAUCAAGUUUCCCACAUUUCCUAGCCUCAAGACUCUGCAGAAAGAGAACAGAAUAUCAGAGCGACCUUUCCUGAAGAGCCUGUUGAAAGAAACAGUCAUUGAACUGUAUGGUUAUGAGAGACAAUUGGACAAAGAAUUGAAGAAAAAUUGCAACAAUCAUAAAACAAAACCAACGGAAUCGUCAUGUGAUCAGUUGAGGCGGAUGCUGACGAAUGUGAAAACGCUAGCUGACGAACUAAAAACACAGGUCUACAGUUACUUCAAUGCAUCUUUCAAUAAAAACCCCAAGAGAUCGGGCAUGGAAAAAACCCUGUGUACAAAGCGCCUACAGAAACCCAACCGACGCAUUAUUCUGUUGUACGGAUUGUACGCACAUCUCCACGAAACGUACAGCGCCUUACAGUUCUCCUUGGAGUUAUCGAAACCUCAUCCGUGACCGUCACUGAUGUAAACAAGAACCAAAAAGCGAAGCCUGUGAUAAUUUCAGCCCUGCUUUUCUUUGACCAGGACUAAUAGUGAAGAUAAGCAGUCGUGGUCUAUAUCCUGUGGCUAAAGAGGUACGAAAUGAAACAGGGAGUCUGAAGGUUGAAGACUAUGGAUCUGAGCAUUUUUCAGGGCAAAGACUGAUUUUUACCGUAACCAAUUUCAGAGUGAUUCCCUUCCAACCCCGUCCCUAGCAAGGUGGCAUCCCAUACAUGGUAAUUAGAACCAAUUUGAAGCCACACGGGUAUAGGAAAUGAGUAAAAUUAAGCUGUGUUAUGAGCUGUACACCGGUGAUAAUGGUACAGAUCAACUGAGCAAAGCCGUGUACGCUGUACAUGCCGUAUUGGUGUAACUCGGACAGAAUGUGGAGUGGAAAGAAGGGAUGUGAUGUAUGUCAUUCUGGUACAGGAAUAUCGAAACAACUCUCAAACAAUUUGUGCAUGAACUUUCAAAAACGUUUGUUUGCGUUUCAUUAGCUAGAACAGCGUUGUAAAUUGGCAUAUACUAGGGUAUUUAACUGAAUUCAUUGAAGCUAUACAUAGCACCACCACCACUCCCACCCGCCUGCUACCGAUUUGAUCGGGCUGCUGGUGCUCCCUUGCACCUGCCAGUGCAGGCGGUCCCUCCUCCCACCUUUCCUGGCAUGGACGACAGGCGUGCGCUACAACAGCUUGUUCUGAAUGUGCACGUAAAACCCUAUGACCUGACCUGACCUGACAGCUAUACAUAAUGCACAGUACAGCUUAGCAUACGCGUUACUUAGCAGUGUCCAGUCGCGGUUUUGUUAUAUUCGUACAUAUGGAGCACUGAGUAGAGUAACGUGUUCCUGUAUUUAUAGUAUGUGAACAAAUGAAAGACAGACGGUCAAGCAUGCUGGUAUCAGACCAGUGGUGAAGCAAUACUCGUUUUCUGAGAAAAUGAAAUAAUAACCUGUCUCUAUACUAUUACAAGUACAUUUUGUCUUAACCUACAUGUGGGUUUGUAUUAUUAUUUCACAGGGCGAAACACAUUCAAGGUCCUGAUAUUUUGUAAAUAACCAGUGCUAACAAGAUUGAAUUAAAGGGACAUUCUUGAGUUUGUUGCAUUGUAAAAUGUUUCAAACUAAUAAAAUAUUUCUACGAUUAAACUUGCAUAUUAAAUAUAU